Nematostella vectensis (starlet sea anemone) is the source of this 2233-nucleotide messenger RNA. Its product is annotated as nuclear pore complex protein Nup54. Gene Ontology annotation, biological process: nuclear pore organization; protein localization to nuclear inner membrane; NLS-bearing protein import into nucleus. Gene Ontology annotation, cellular component: nuclear pore central transport channel; nuclear pore. The transcript has a single exon. The record is from RefSeq and is a predicted model, not a curated record. Gene Ontology annotation, molecular function: structural constituent of nuclear pore. The coding region runs from base 90 to 1793 and encodes 567 amino acids. NCBI's taxonomy places the organism in Eukaryota, Metazoa, Cnidaria, Anthozoa, Actiniaria, Edwardsiidae.
UUCGAUAGUGGGUGGACUAGGCAAAACGUGAGCGCUUUCAAACGAAAUCGAUUUGUUCAUCUUUGGCCCCACUUUAUCUCCAUAAAGCCAUGGCUUUUUCUUUCGGCACUCCUAAGCCUAUCACUGCGAGUGUGUUUGGAACACCAGCAACUUCUGCUCCCACAUUUGGGGCGUUCGGAGCAGCUAGUGGGACGAACACAGGAGUUUCUGCUCCUUCGACACAAUUCUCUUUUGGCGGGUUUGGGUCGGCAGCCAAACCGACAACAACAGCCAGUGGAUUUGGAACGGGAUCUCUGUUUGGGAAUACAGGAAACGCUACUACAGGGUUUGGAACAGCUACUACCGGACUAGGGACCUCUGCAUUUGGUACAACUGGAACUGGCUUUGGGGCUGCUGGAUUUGGAAACACCGGAACUGGAUUCGGGACUACCGGAACUGGAUUUGGAACAACUGGAACAGGAUUUGGAACUACCGGAACAGGAUUUGGAACUAUUGGAACAGGAUUAGCGACUGCUGGGUUUGGAACUACUGGAACAGGAUUUGGAACAACUGGAUUUGGCACUACUGGUUUUGGGGGUGGGCUCACUGCACUUGGACAACAGCAGAACGCUCAGCAGGCUGUGUUGAAUAAUCAAGUUCUAAUGAACGUUGCCCUGGCUAAUCCACAGAUUAAUGGUGAUGAGAGGGAUGGGAUAAUCGCCAAAUUGAACCAGCUCCAAGCUUAUUGGGGGACAGGUAAGGGUUAUUUCAAUCAGCAAGGUGAGGCAGUGGAUUUCACUCCUGAAAACCCUUACUGCAGAUUCAAGGUUGUUGGAUAUAGCCAGCUGCCGUCGGCAGGUAAUGAUGAUGGUCUUGUUGCAAUUGUGGUGAAAAAGAAAGAGUCUGAUGUACGUCAACAACAACAGGAGUUUGUUACUGCAUUGCACAAGUGCUUUGGUAGCAAACCCACUGUAAUGGUGUGUGUUGAUGGCCUAAAGCCCUUGCCAGAGGACUGUACAGAAGUAGUGAUAUAUGUUGUUGAGCGGGCUGAAAAUGGUACCACCAAGAUUCACCCUGCUACUGAUGUAUAUAAUUAUCUCAAUCAAAACAACAUCAAAGCACAGCUACAGACAAUUGGUGUGACUAGCGUGACUGCCAAGAGUAGCAUACCCCCAGCCUUACUACAGCAGUACCUAGACAAUGCCCCAGCAGGGAUUGACUCCCUUCUGUGGGACCAGGCCAAGAAAGACAACCCAGACCCUGAAAAACUCCUCCCUGUUCCAAUCAUAGGGUUCAGUGAACUCAAAAAACGGUUGAAAUUUCAAGAGCAGGAAACAUUGCAGCACCAGAAGCGGUUAGGGAUAAUCUGUGAUGAGAUUGCAGAACUGCAGAGAAAUCAUUCCACCACUAUGGCAAAGCUGGCUCAGUUCAAACGUAAGCAUCUUGAACUGAGCCAUAGGGUGCUAGAGGUUAUGGUGAAGCAAGAGUCCCUACGAAAAGCUGGUUACUCUGUCCAGGCUGAUGAGGAACAACUAAGAGUGCAUAUGGAGUCCAUACAAGUAGAGCUUAACGCACCACUACAAUUCAAGGCUCGUCUUAAUGAGCUGCUGUCACAAAUCAGACUACAGCAGAGCCAGGCACGAGAGAGGUCCCUGGGUAAGUAUGUGAUGGAUCCUCAACUUGAGGAUGAGCUAAAACAGCAUCUUGAACAACAGCAGGUUGGACUUAUGCACAUUAUUGGAAUCAUCAAGGAUGACAUAGAAGAUCUGAAGACCAUUGAGCAAGGGCUUGGAGAGAGCAUGGUGGUCCGCUAGCAGUGCAUCAGUAAAAUUUGUCACUAUUCUGAUACUACUUUAUAGUUUCAAAGAAUUGCAGCCAAAUUCUUCACUGUUGUUACUGAGAAGCUUUUUACAACCAUCCUAACUUUGUUGAAAGGCACUUUUUCUGACUGGAAAAGAGGUAAUCUGUAACAUGUUAAAUUAAGGUGGGUGAGUGUUGAGUGCUUUGAGCUACAUAUGGCUUGGUAAACCAGUCGACCAGCAGACAAAUCUCAUAGAUAAGACUUGGGACAUUCCUGCUUCCUUGAUCAGAAAACAAAAAAAAUAUGUUGAUGAACUACCUCAAGGCAGCAUCCAAAAUGGCACACAAACAGUUUAGCAUUGCCAAGUCAAGCAAUGCUGCUUGCAUGAGGCUUAAAACCUUUUUUUUCAGUUUCUUAGAUGAGUUUGUGAAAAUAAAAAAUUUAUUUCACUUA